AUGGCGGGCGGCGGGAUCAAAGUCACGAGCAGCACCAUCCAGAGGCCGUACACCACUCCGCCGCCGUCGCCAGCACGCCACCGUUUCUUUAACGAGCAUGUUCCCCUGAAUAUCUUCGACAGGGUCGCCUUCAACAUCCAUGUGCCCAUCCUGUAUGUCUACCGCCCACUCAUGCCGGAGAACGCCGCCAUGGUGGAGGGCCUGACCAAGGCGCUGUUCUACUUCCCCCACCUCGCCGGGCGGCUGAUCUGCGACGAGCGGGGCUGCCCGAGCAUUCACCUGAAUGACGCCGGCGUCCGAGUCGUCGAGACGCGGCUCCCGUGGACGUUGGAGGAGAAGCUCCCCUUCCUCCCCACUAGCGAGCUCCACCCGGCGACGGAGGGGGUGGAGGAGCUGCUGCAGAUUCAGCUCAACUGGUUCGCCUGCGGCGGCAUCGUGGUGGGCCUCACGGCGCACCACCGGAUCGCUGACGGCCAGUCGAUGAGCAACUUCUUCGCGGCGUGGGCCCGGCUGGUCCGCGGUCACGAGCCUGACCCCCUGCCCUACCACGACCGGCAGGCCGUCUCUGUCCCCAGAAACCCUCCCCGGUGCGAGUUCGACCAUCGGGCCAUCGAGUUCAGAGCAGACGCCGCCGGAGAAUUGGCGGUGGAAGCUCCGGCAGAGACGGCGGCGGCGGCGGAGGCGGUGGAGACGCCGAACGUCGUCGUCCACUACUCCGUCGACUUCUUGUCCAAGCUCAAGGCCAGGUUCGUCUCCGACAACCCCGGCCGGCGGUACAGCACCUUCCAGUGUCUCCUCGCACAUGUCUGGAAGAAGGUGGCCACCGCCCGCGGGCUGGCGGCGGAUGAGAUCACGCAGGUGAGGGUGGCAGUCAACGGCCGGGCGAGGAUGAAGCCCAAGGUGCCCAUGGAGUACUUCGGCAACCUUGUCCUCUGGGCCUACCCCAGGAUGACCGUGGGGGAACUCCUGAACGGGAGCUACGGCAAGGUGGCCGACGUCAUCCACGCGGCGGUCUCCGCCGUCGACGACGGCUACUUCAAAUCGUUCGUUGACUUCGGGGCGCUGGCGGCGGAGGACGAGGGGGCGCUGGAGGAGACGGCGCCGUCGGCGGGGAACUCGCUGUCUCCCAACAUGGAGGUGGACAGCUGGCUGAGCUUCCAGUACCACGAGCUCGACUUCGGCGGCGGGGCCCCCGUUCAGGUCCUCACUUUCCUGCCCAUCGAGGGCCUGGUCAUCCUCUUAGACUCCUCUGAGGAGAAGGGGGCCGUCGAUGUCCAAGUAGCACUUCAUCCCGACAAGGUUAGCAUCUUCAAGGAGAUCGCCCACGCUCUGGACUGA
This is a messenger RNA of Spirodela intermedia, 1338 nucleotides long. The record is from the annotation of a GenBank genome assembly. Lineage: Eukaryota; Viridiplantae; Streptophyta; Magnoliopsida; Alismatales; Araceae.